GGACAAUGCUUGUGUUUGUGCAACGGCCCCUGAGUGGCUAGGCGACUGACUCUGUUGGAUCUCUUGACUAUAGCUUCACACACAGACAGCAUGCUUAGGGGGAAGUGGACAGCUUGAUCCAACCAGUCAAUGCACUGACAGAGCAAGCUCCAGGGUGAUUAAUUUUUACCAAAGAAGGGCUGUUCUCACAGAAGAGUGUAAAGUUUGGCACACUGUGCCAGGAGGCUGGCCGAGUGGGCCCUUAAAGAUUUGUGUUGAAACCUUUGCAGCUUAGGGAAAAGAAUUGGAGAAAAUCAGUUAAAGUGUGGCCAAGAUGGCAGAGCAGAAAGUCAGCCUCCCUGCUAAGCUGAUUAACGGGGGUGUGGCUGGACUAGUGGGCGUGACCUGCGUCUUUCCCAUUGAUCUCGCCAAGACCCGCCUCCAGAAUCAGCAGGGUUCCCGUGUUUACAGUGGAAUGCUUGAUUGUUUGGCAAAGACAAUCAAAAUGGAGGGCUACUUUGGGAUGUAUCGAGGUGCUGCCGUGAAUCUUACACUCGUCACUCCAGAGAAAGCAAUCAAACUGGCUGCCAAUGAUGUCUUCAGACAGAAACUUUCCAGAGAUGGAAAAUUAGCUCUGUGGGGAGAAAUCCUUGCGGGCUGUGGGGCUGGAACCUGUCAGGUGGUAGUCACCACCCCCAUGGAAAUGCUAAAAAUACAACUUCAGGAUGCUGGCAGGUUGGCUGCUCAGCAGACUGUCACUGCCUCUGCCCCUGCCACUGGUCCGACCCCCUCACUAGUUGCCUCUCAGCCAGCACAACCAGGCACCAAUUCCCCCCCACGACCAUCAGCGACCCGUAUCACUCUGGAGCUUCUUAAAUCCCGAGGCCUCAGAGGUCUUUAUAAGGGGGCGGGAGCUACACUGAUGAGGGACGUUCCCUUCUCCAUGAUCUACUUCCCACUGUUUGCCAACCUUAAUGCGGUGGGCCGCACUGAGGAUCGCCAUAGCAACCCCCAAAAGCAGGCCCCCUUCCUGCAGUCUUUCGUGGCUGGCUGCAUGGCCGGCUCAGUGGCUGCAGUAGCUGUCACUCCCCUGGAUGUCAUAAAGACCCGUCUACAGACCUUACAGAAGGGAGAGGGAGAGGACUCUUAUAGAGGCAUUAUUGACUGCACACAACGCAUUUUAAAACGAGAGGGACCAGCCGCGUUUCUCAAAGGAGCGAUGUGUCGAGCAUUGGUCAUCGCUCCACUCUUCGGCAUCGCCCAGGCCGUAUACUUCUUGGGUAUUGGUGAGCAUGUGCUUGGGUUGCUGGGAUAGCAGCAGGUGAUGUCACCUCAUUCAUCAAAACACAAUAUACUGUUUCUACAAAACUUACAAAAGGUGAGGGAGAAAGAUGAGAGGAAAGGAAGGGAAAAUAAGACAAAAGAUGUGGAAAGUAAAAAGAAAAGAAGGUCCCAGGUUUCAUUUGAGAUGUGAAUAAAAGGUAAAAAUGCAGUGAAAUGAAUAUACUCAACCAAUGGAGGUUCAAACAUUUUGGGAGAAACAAGGAGGGUUGUUUAAUACUAACAUACAGCAAGACCUGAUAUUGUACACUAACCAUGUUUAAGUAUCUAAAAGCUGUAAACAGGGUUCUUUAGGUAAGACAGGGUCUUGUUAUGACCAAUCUGGAAGGGUUUUUUGUCUACAGAGUUGAAUUAUAGUAUUUUGUAAUGGUUCUGGACUUUUAUUUGUUUUUGAAAUGUGUAUUUUUUUUCGAUGAUAAUGCCAGUUUAAUAUGCAGACUACUUUAAGUAAGCCAUUUGUAGGUUGAUUGCAUUAAACAUGUCAACACUGCAGCUCUGAGCAUCUUGACCAGCCAGACACAGCAACAUUGGCUCAACCAAUGGCGUGAGUUUGGGGCGGAGCUACCAGUUCUGUCCGACCAAUGGCAGAAUGGGGAGGGUUCUAUUUGAAAAACAUCAUUAUUCUAGCUAGAGAGCAACAGUCUUGUUCCAGAAGUAAAAGUACCAGUCAUUUUUCUCCAUAGGGAAAAUAUUAUUUAUUAUUAAAAAUAAAUGAUAAACCUUUACUAAUGAACUAAAACCGUGACCAAUGAGGUUGGUAAUCAAUGGUAUAUGCUUGCUGCUGACGCUAUCUGUCUGUAUUAUUUCAACAACAACAAAAAACCUUCUUAAAUUCCAAGCUUAAUUCCAGGUGAAGAAGUACACAACCCAUGACCCUGAAAAUCCACCAUUUGGAAAGUCACAGCAAACAAACCGAGGCACAAGAGCUAUGCUGUGGCAGCCCACUGCAUGAUGCAGUGUGGAUGACGCAACCAUCUCCCUACACUAUAUAUUUGUAUAUUAACAUUAAAUCAAUGUCUUUAUAGAUUUCCUUAAUUUUUAAUUCGAUAAUAUAAUUCACGAUGCCUCAUGGGAUUGCAUUUCAUUACCUCAUAAAAGACAUUAAAGCUAUGUCAGCUUGAACAUAGCCUAACAGUUGCUGGGUUUCCAUCCAAAAUGUUUCACAUUUUUUUAAGCACAUUUCUAAAAAUUAGACUUAAGAAAAUCUGAAUUGUUGCACGUUUCCAUCCACUACGUAAUGCGUAUUAUCACUAAGGAGCUGCCUCGUCAUGAUGGAGCAGCUGAUCUCCCUGCUUUGGGGACAGUUUUAUUUGCAAGAUUGGAGCAAGUAUCUCAAUUUAUUAAAUGCAUCCAAAAGACCGCAGAAUUAUUGUAAUAUCUGAUGUAAUGUGGGCUGAAAUAGCUGCGAUGCCCACACACCUCCAGUCUCCACACACCUGGGAGAGCCCACUCUCAAAACUGUUCUGGCGGAUUGUGAGGACCAACUUUAUCGACCAGCUAUGGGUUUAAACACUUCAGUAUAAAGAGCGCUAUGUUCAAAUAAUUAAUUGAGUGCCAAGGUCGGACUUUUCGGUGGGCUAGUCACAUCAAGCUAUCGCACACUCAUAACACAUGCACGAAUGGUCAAAUCACGUCAUCUUUUUGCAAAUAAGCCGUUUCCAUCACCCUAAUGUGCAUUUUAACUAAUGCGAAACUCUAGAAAAUCCACCUCCUCCUAGCGCAUUCAAGUUAAUGUGCAUUUAGAAAGUGUAUUCGCAUAUCAAGCAUUUCCAGUCAGGAUUUCUUAAGAACAAUUUCAAAAUGCUCAUAAAAAUUGUUGGAUGGAAACCCACUUAAGUGUCUACACCGGACAUGAGUGUUGCGUCACGUCAAAAGUAAUAGAAUCCCAUCAUAAUCAAUGAUGCUGUCUACAUUGGAAGUGUCCUUUGCGGGCUUGCGACCCAUCCGUCGUGGUGACAAUAAACGGGUGUCCCGUUCCAUCUUGCGCUCUAAGCGCUGGCGCUGCUACACAAAUUAAAUGGUGUAGAACGUUUGUGUCGACAUGUCCAGUGUAGGUGGAGGAUUUAAUGAAAUAUCUAAGGAUAAAAUGGAUGGAAUAUGAAAAAGUGGGCGGGUACUGUUGUGCUUAAUUCUGUUUGGUUAUGCUGGAAGCACAGAAAUUAAAUGCUUUAAAUGCUUGGAUUUAAAAUCCAGAUUACAAUACAUUUUAAACCAAGACGAUUCAUGAUUAAAAUAGUGAUACAUUUAGUUAUCAAGGUUAAGGUGUAUGUAGAUGGCAGAAAGGAGAUUAUAAUCAAUGUGCAGAUGGAUCUGAACCUUUAAGGUUAUGGAUGAAUCACAUCCAUAAAAAAAAAAAAAAAAAAAGAUAA
Molecule: messenger RNA, 3689 nt
Organism: Xyrauchen texanus (razorback sucker)
Lineage: Eukaryota; Metazoa; Chordata; Actinopteri; Cypriniformes; Catostomidae
Product: mitochondrial glutamate carrier 1-like
Exons: 10
Coding region: 314-1294 (326 amino acids)
Biological process (GO): aspartate transmembrane transport; malate-aspartate shuttle; L-glutamate transmembrane transport
Molecular function (GO): L-aspartate transmembrane transporter activity; L-glutamate transmembrane transporter activity
Source: RefSeq, a predicted model, not a curated record